Molecule: messenger RNA, 2094 nt
Organism: Trichoplax adhaerens
Lineage: Eukaryota; Metazoa; Placozoa; Uniplacotomia; Trichoplacea; Trichoplacidae
Exons: 16
Coding region: 1-2094 (697 amino acids)
Biological process (GO): protein phosphorylation
Molecular function (GO): ATP binding; protein kinase activity
Source: RefSeq, a predicted model, not a curated record
AUGGAUAGCUAUGAGAAAAUACGAAUCGUUGGAAGAGGUGCAUAUGGAACCGUUUAUUUAUGCCGUCGUCUAGUCGAUAACGGCUUGGUCAUUAUCAAACAAAUUCCAGUAGAAGAUAUGACAAUCGAGGAAAGGCAAUCCGCUAUUAAUGAAGUUAAAGUAUUAUCCGUAUUAAAAUAUCCAAAUAUUAUCGGCUACUAUGAUAGUUUUUACGAAGAUAAAGCUCUGAUGAUUGUCAUGGAAUAUGCCGAAGGCGGUACCAUUUUUGAAUAUCUACAACAACGACGAGAUGAACUUUUAAGCGAGGAAGAAAUUCUUCAUCUAUUUGUGCAAAUCUUACAAUCUCUGCAUCAUGUUCAUUCCAAGAAUAUUUUACAUCGAGAUUUAAAGACACAAAAUAUAUUACUUAAUGAUAGAAGAACAGUAGCUAAACUUGGCGAUUUUGGAAUAUCCAAAGUUCUUAAUAGUAAAAGUAAAGCAAAUACGGUAGUUGGGACACCUUGUUAUAUCUCUCCUGAACUUUGCGAAGGAAAACCAUAUAAUCAUAAAAGCGAUAUCUGGUCUCUAGGUUGUGUUUUAUAUGAAUUAGCCAGUUUAAAAAGAGCGUUCGAAGCACCGAAUUUGCCAGCUUUAGUCAUGAAGAUCAUGAGAGGAAAGUUUGCUCCUAUAUCCUCUAUUUAUAGCGAAGAUCUUCGAGGAUUAAUUUUAAGUAUGCUGCAUUUGGACCCUUCUCGAAGGCCGGAAUUAGAUGAGAUUAUGGCACUACCCAUUAUUGUUAAUUCUUUAAUGCAAGCAAGAACAUCUAUUGGUCGUAUUCCAUGUCUUCACAUUAGUUUGCCUUUCGACUCUCAAUCACUUAAAAGUUCGCAUAAUUCGAAUAUAACUUCCUAUAGUCAUCGAACAAAUCGACCAGGUUCAUCCAUUAGUAACUCCCAUGUAUCAUCAUCAUCAGCACCUGUUUUCACGUGGGGAAGUAGCUCAUCUAAACCGCUAAUGCUAAAUUUACCGCAAAGAAGUUUACAAAUCACACGCGUAGAUGUCAGUCGGACGCAAAAAAUGGGUGUAACUAAUUGUGGCCAAAUUGUUAUUUGGGAGGUAAGCAGAUGCACAAAAAAAAUAGUACAAUUAGAUGGUAAAAAUGAUCGCAAUAUUAAUAUUGAUAUACCGAGGCUCCUUGAAGGCCAAUCGGUCGUCAAUAUUACUCAUGUCUCUUGUGGAGAUUUAUUUACUGCUUGUCUAACAGAUCGUGGAAUCUUAAUGACUUUUGGAUCAGGUGCAAACGGUUGCUUAGGACAUGGAAAUUUUAACGAAGCAGCACAUCCAAAAAUCGUUGAAUCCUUAAUUGGUUAUGAAAUCGUAAAUGUUUCCUGUGGUGCAUCUCAUAUUAUGGCUAUUACAGCUGAACAUGAAUUAUUUGCCUGGGGUAGAGGUGAUAACGGUCGAUUAGGAACAUCAAAUACCAAGACAUAUAGCGUACCAGAACUCAUUAAACUACCAGAAACUUAUCAGCCUAGCUCAGUAUGUUGCGGUAUUGAUUGUAGUAUGGUAUUAUGUUGCGACGGUUGCUUACUAGUCUGUGGUAGUAAUCGAGCCAAUAAGUUAUCAUUAGACACCUCAGAUACUGGCUUAGUAGAUGAAAAACAUUCCCUAACACGUGUACCAUCCAUGCCACUCUCAUCACUAUCAAUUGAACAAGUAGCAGCUGGCACUUCCCAUACUGCAGUAAUAACAGAGGACGGCAAGCUCUAUACCUGUGGAGUUAAUACAUAUGGCCAACUAGGUUAUGAGCAAAGCAAGCAAAGGGUUUCUGCAAAGCAAGUUUCAUCAUUAAAUCAUAAGCAAAUUAAAUAUAUCGCGUGCGGGGAUGCAUUUACCAUUGCUGUUACUGCAGAUAAUGAGGUUUAUGCGUGGGGUAAAGGUAGCCGUGGACGACUAGGCCUAGGCACAGAAAAAAAUUUCGUCGAACCACAACGUAUUACGUUUAAUCAUUAUAACUUUGAAAUCCUCUCUUUGGCCAGCCGACACGGAAAUACAUUAAUGUCUACUCGCUUGAAAUAUAAUAAUGGCGAUAUAAACCCUAUCAAGGAUAAAUAA